This is a messenger RNA of Paramecium pentaurelia, 1273 nucleotides long. The record is from the annotation of a GenBank genome assembly. Lineage: Eukaryota; Ciliophora; Oligohymenophorea; Peniculida; Parameciidae.
AAUGAGUUUUCCUGAUUACAUAGAUCAACUUAAUUAUGAUUCAAAUUCAAGUGAUUUGUAAUUCGAACAAGAUGAGUAACCUAUCAAACGGUAAAAUAAUAGCAACAAAAAUAAAAAGUAAAGAUCAAAUACAAAAAAUACAUAUAUAAAUAAGAUAUCUUCCUUAAUUAAGAUUACUAAUUAAGAGUAAUAAUCAGAUGAAAAGUAUUCCAAAAAUCAAUAUUAUUAGAGUUGGCAAAAGACAAUUUUCUAAUAAGAUUUAAAGUCAACUUAUUGUUGGAAAUUCUAAUUGUGAUAAAGAGGACAAGUUAGCAAAAAAUAGAGAAUCAGCAAGAAAUAGUAGAAAAAGAAAGAAAAUUUAUCUAGAACUACUUGAAACUAAAGUUACAAAGUUAUCUGAAUAAUUAGAAAUUUUUAAAAGAGUAAAUGAAUAAACAACAGAGUUAGCUACUAAUUUACAAAAUAAAAUUAAUCAAGUAACAUUAUAUUUAUGUUAGAAACAAGAUUAAGAUUAGAAUAAGAUAAUAUUAUUUUCUAAUUUACAAAAUUCAGUAUAAAGUAAUAUUAAUGAAAUGAAUAUUGAUACAAUAAUAGAGUCUCUUAAUGUAAGUGUUUCUUAUAUAUAAUUUAAGAAAAAAUUUGGAUCAGGAACUUUAGAAAGAUAAUAAUAAAUUGAUCAUUAUGCUCGUUAAAUUUAUGAGAAUUGCUUAUCUCCAUAUUUAAAUUAUAUAAUUGGUGUAGCAAAAACAGAUUAGGAUGUUUUCUCAACAUCUGAGUCUUAAUCUGAACAUGGUGUAUUAAGAAGUUUAAAAUUAACAGAUAAGUAAAAACAAAUUCUUUAGAAAAAAUAAAAAAAAUUACUAAGAUUUUAAAAUGAAUUGACUAAGUAUUUUCUAAUAAUUCAAUUCUUAGUACUCUUUCAUCAUUUCAAGAUAUUAAAAAUUAAGUCUAACUUGAAUUAGGUUCUUAUGGAUAGACUUUAGAAUAAUUAAGGAAAGAAUUGAAACCAAGUCAAGUGGCCAAAUUUUUAUUAUAAAUUGAAAAAAAAGACAUGUAACAUCAAUUCAAGGAUUAAUUUGAGAAAUGUUUUGGUUCAGAACUUGAUGAAGAUGAUUCCUUAGAUCUUUAUUAAUUUAUGGCUGAACAUAAUUAUUGUAAUACACUUGGUAUUGAUAUACAAAAUACAUAUUAAAUUUACAAAUAGUCAAAUGAUUUCUUGAAAGGUAGAAUAGAAGUAGAAGAAUCAUAGUAAGCAUCAACUAAAAUUGAGUGA